Molecule: messenger RNA, 1519 nt
Organism: Aureobasidium pullulans EXF-150
Lineage: Eukaryota; Fungi; Ascomycota; Dothideomycetes; Dothideales; Saccotheciaceae
Exons: 1
Coding region: 178-1278 (366 amino acids)
Source: RefSeq, a predicted model, not a curated record
AUCUCAAUGGACAUCGCCCCUGUUGGAACAAUUUCCUGCCUCACUAUGGUUGCGACCAGGUGGAACUCUGUCGUGGAGAGACACCAUACGUCGUCAUCAGGCGACCAGUUGAAUCACGUUUGACUUGAGUUAUACAGGCUGACACGUCGCAAAGGCAUAUCAUGGCGUGCCGAGCGCAUGGACGAGUCCCUGACAGAAGACGACUUCUACUCGGGCCCUCUACGAGGAAUUUUCUCGAAGCUCGAACGACAGCACCUUAUUUUCAAUGUCAAAACAAUGAUUCUAGACGGCCUCAGCGUACCUGCGGAGCUAGUUCGGGAUAUCAUCGUAGACGACCGAUUUAACGUGAAGAUCCUCAGCAUUCGGAAAGUUACCAACAUGAAUCAACGAGGCCUACAGUCAGUACUACGUUACGUUGUAAGGCCCUCUGCUUCAAGUUUGCCCAGACUCAAGGGUCUGUAUCUGUUUGGUCACAAGGAUGCCGCAGCAACGCCGUCAUCCAGAGAUACAUCCAUGUCUUCAGGCCGCAUAUCAGCUGGCGUCAUGUCUUCAGAAGGCGCCCAAAUUGGUGCCGAGUGGAAUGCGAGGUCUGAGGUCGCGCUGUCUGCCGCACUGCUUGGUCACGAUCAACCACUGGAGGAAUGGUGGAGGACCAGAGGCAACGUGUUUGGCCCCAAUAACACCAUUAAAGAUACACCCUCGUCCGACUGGGCCGACAUAUUACUCGCAUGCCAAGGUGUUAUAGCUUUUGACGCAGUCCUCUGUCGCGGUCCGAGGCAUGAUCCCAGUCAAACCGCACCGGAGCGGCUCCUGCGACCUGCAAUCGCGAGCAUAGGAUUCGGUGCAAGAGGCUGUGAGAUAUGUGGUUCUUGCCCCGAACAGCCGGCGGUCUUUGACCGAGACGCAGAUUGUUACUUCCCACUUCUAGCACCGCCCCCGUUGCAUGCUAGCACCAUACGUUCGGCGCAAAGACCGACCUUGCCUCAAAGCCUAGAGACACCACCUCCACUGAUCUUACGUUGUACUGAGUGCGUUCGGGAUCGAUGGUGUCAGAGAUGUAACAAAUGGUGGUGUGAAAAUUGCUAUGAGGAGCCCUUUUCCAGAGCGAAGCGACAACAUCACAAUUCACCAGAGGAUGGCUUUCAAGAAGACAGUGGUUGGAUUGCAGAAGCGAUGAAUUCGAACGCUGGAACAGCGGUAAAGGUAUAUUCAAAUCUCUGUGUGGAAUCCUGCCUCGUUAGUGAGAUGUUGCCUGUUGCCGAUGGCAUGUGGGGAUGAUGAUGAUGCUGCUGCUCUUGCUGCAAUGCGCGGUGUCUACGUCAAAGGGCAUGCUUUCCACUAAGAGUGCUCCCAUGCCCGGGCUCUCUCGGUACAAGAGUCUACGAAAGUGUAUGCGCUUAACAAGGACGCUGGGAGCUUGACCUCGCUGCAGUUUCGCAAUCACAGUCAUUCAAGCAAAAAGCAUCACAAAUCUGACUUAUCUGCAGGGAGUGAGACCAGAAUGCAUUGCUUGCGGCCG